AGAGCCCCGAAAUGGGAUCGUGGAUAAAAGGAAACUGUUCUAGUAAUGAAGACAUUUUUAUAAGCCUUGCGAUAUUAAUAUUAUUAGUAAACAAUGUUCAGAACUGUUGUGGCAGCCCGAAGUUCAUGGCGGAUGGUACAAUGUACGCACGGCCUCCUUCUGUAUGUGUCGACAUACCGACGUCACUAAAACUUUGCCGGAACGUAGGUUACACGCGCAUGGUGCUACCAAAUCUUCUGAAUCAUGAGUCUCUCACCGAAGUUGUGCAACAGGCAACAAGCUUUGUUCCUCUGUUGUCAAGACACUGCCACGCAAACGUCCAAGUUUUUCUCUGUUCACUUUUUGCACCGGUUUGCAUACCAACACCACCCGGUGAAUCGAUGAAUGGCCCGAUUCCACCUUGCCGCUCGCUCUGUGAAUCGGUAGAAAGACGAUGCGGCCCUAUUAUGCUGGAACACGGAUUUUCCUGGCCACUCAUGCUUAACUGCAGCAAGUUCAGCAACGAAGGUCUGUGUGUAAGUCCAGAUGUCAAUGGAAGCACAACUGCUGAACCACCUUUACCUUCGACUGCACCAAAUCCAGUUUGUCCACCUUGCAGAAUAGAAUUGCAGAGAGACACCUUACUUGAUAACUAUUGUGCAAGCGAAUUUGUUAUUAAAAUCCGGGUCAAGAAAAUCAAAAAUAAGAAAAGUCGGGGAAUUCGAGAAGUUUUUGCCGAUAAGAAGAAAAGAGUAAUUUAUAAAAAUGGGCCACUCGACAAAAGAGAUAAUAAAAAAAUGAAACUGUACGUGAUCGGUAGAAAGAGAUGUACGUGCCCUCAGUUGGACGAUGCAGUCACUAAAAAACCCCGUCGAGGUCGAUCGGAAGCAGAUGAGCACUCACGUUCGAAACGGGGCGCAAGAAAAAAAAAGAACAAAAAGGGAGGGAAAAAGAAAAGAAAAAAGAAAAAGUUUUACCUCGUAAUGGGUAGAAAAGAUGGAAGAAAGCUUAAAGUCACAGUUAUUCAUGCGUGGGAUAAAAACAAACGUAUCCUAAACACUGCUGCUAGAAACAACUUUGGCGCAAGGGAUUGUCCAUCCUUUGAUAGCACUGGUUCUGCUGGGAGAUAAAAUCACCUUGUUUGUAUCUCUACGUAUCAGCACUGCCACCAUGUGGACAAAAUAAAACGGUUGUACAGGAACAUUAUCCCGUAUUAAUGCGGCUGCCCUUGAUAUUAAAUUCAUUUUGUCAACCGUGUGCUAUCUAAUAGAAGAAUGUUACUUAAACUAUCCAACAACUACCCUGUAUGUUGUUUUGCCAAACGUUCACGAAACGAAUUCAUUUAGAACUGGUACCUGUAUACGUUUAUAUAUUCUUUCUUGCUGCCGACUUGCAAAUUUUAACACGACGCUAAAAUAGUUGUAUCUAUAAUCUUUCACGACAAAUUCGCUUUUGCUAUACCAAAAUCGCCAUUGCGUUUAAUUGUCUUGCUUUGUGUUAAAAAUAUUAAACUUGUAUUUGCUAUUUUUAAAGCGCAUUAGAAAAAAA
Ciona intestinalis (vase tunicate) is the source of this 1527-nucleotide messenger RNA. The record is from RefSeq. Lineage: Eukaryota; Metazoa; Chordata; Ascidiacea; Phlebobranchia; Cionidae.